Molecule: messenger RNA, 555 nt
Organism: Rhipicephalus sanguineus (brown dog tick)
Lineage: Eukaryota; Metazoa; Arthropoda; Arachnida; Ixodida; Ixodidae
Product: guanine nucleotide-binding protein subunit gamma-1
Exons: 3
Coding region: 241-441 (66 amino acids)
Biological process (GO): G protein-coupled receptor signaling pathway
Cellular component (GO): heterotrimeric G-protein complex
Molecular function (GO): G-protein beta-subunit binding
Source: RefSeq, a predicted model, not a curated record
AGAGAAAGAAGAACACGCUUAGGAACGGCGUUGAGUAGAACACUUCUUAGCAAAUACGUUUCGAAUGUAGUUGACAACUUGGAACAAGGCGCCAUAUUUAGCAAACAGUGACGGAGAAGUUUUAUUUCGGUGUUGUUUACAGUCGGCAUCCUGUUUCCGGUACGCCAUCUUUACCAAGAAGGAAGCGCAACAAGUCGUAAAGUCCCCAAGGCAGGGCGUUGGAAUCUCCCUGUAUGAAAGAUGUCCAACCUGCAGCAGCAGCGAAAGAUUGUGGAGCAGUUGCGCAGAGAGGCUGGCCUCAAGCGCAUGGAGGUGUCUGCGGCCGUUGAAGACCUCAAGAAAUACAUCCAGGACCACGAGAGCGACGACUACCUGCUUGUGGGCUUCCACUCACAGAAGGCAAACCCAUUCCGGGAGAAGAGCUCCUGCAGCGUGCUCUAGGCCCUCUCUCUCACAUUCAUGCCCUCCCUCGACCACCCUCGCCACACCACCUCCUGCCGCCAAUCGUCUCCGAGCCCAGCGUCCAAUGCACAAAUACAGCCCACUUCUCACAAA